CAGCAUGAGCCACGUGUGACAGAAGGAAGCACUGGCAGGGAAGUCAAAGUCUUUUCCCCCUCCUCAGCAUUUCCCCGCCUGCAAAAUCCCCGUUGGGGCUGGCUAUAAAGUGGCCCCUGCAGCAGCUCGGAGCAGGUGGCGAGGAUGCAACUGCUGCCAGCGGGGCUAGCCCUGGCCCUGCUCCUGAGCAACUUGGUGCCAGGGGGUGGUCUGUCACUGGAGAGCCUGCUGACCAACAUGAGAUGCAAGUGCAUCAAAGCGACUGCCCAGGUCAUCAACUUGGGGCUGAUCCUUGCCAUCGACGUUACACCACCGGGUAUUCACUGCAGGAGGAAAGAGAUCAUCCUCACCCUGAAGAGAAACAAGAAGGUGUGUGUGGCUCCUGAGGCACCCUGGAUCCAGCUGCUCAUCCACAAGCUGACAGAAAGGAACACCAAUAAAAAAGGAACGGCAGCACGGCCACGGCGGGAAGCGGAGCGGUGGGCUGAGGGAGUGGAGUGGAGGUGCCGGCCCCCUCGCAGACCCCCUGCCCAGUCUCUCCCUGUGUCUGGAUACCAGGAUAAAUAGCCGCCCAUGGUUCUUUAUUCCUCUGUGGGGACAGCACUGAUAGAAGCCCUCUGUGCCAAGAUGCGCAGGGAUUCGCAGCACAGUGCUGGCACUUGCUCUGCUCUCAGGGGUGUGGCAGGGGGCAGGAGCCUUCCUGUGCUCCCCAAAAAAGGCUUUCCCUUCAGGCACCUGGUGUCGCUCUCCUUUUCAGGUGUCUGUGCUGUUCCUGUCUGUCCCAGACACCAUCAAUAAAAGCAUGAACAUGUUUCUCCCCUUGGUUGU
Cuculus canorus (common cuckoo) is the source of this 828-nucleotide messenger RNA. Its product is annotated as interleukin-8-like. NCBI's taxonomy places the organism in Eukaryota, Metazoa, Chordata, Aves, Cuculiformes, Cuculidae. The record is from RefSeq and is a predicted model, not a curated record. The coding region runs from base 145 to 567 and encodes 140 amino acids. Gene Ontology annotation, molecular function: CXCR chemokine receptor binding; chemokine activity. Gene Ontology annotation, biological process: cellular response to lipopolysaccharide; chemokine-mediated signaling pathway; antimicrobial humoral immune response mediated by antimicrobial peptide. The transcript has 4 exons. Gene Ontology annotation, cellular component: extracellular region.